This is a messenger RNA of Dentiscutata erythropus, 913 nucleotides long. NCBI's taxonomy places the organism in Eukaryota, Fungi, Glomeromycota, Glomeromycetes, Diversisporales, Gigasporaceae. The record is from the annotation of a GenBank genome assembly.
AAAAGGAAGUAGCGGUUCGAUCCGUAAGCGCUCUGAGAGCCCUACUAAUUCUACCGCUAAUGCUACUUUUAUCGUUUCCAAUGCUUCUCAACCUUCUCCAACUACCACUAAACCUUCUUCUUUCCUUUUCGGUAAAUCCCCUUUCUCUUUAUCAAUAAAUUCCCCUUCUCAAUCUUCAAAACCUCCUUCAAGGUUAGGAAAAUUUAAUAUUAGACAUCCAAAAUCUUCUACUACUUGUAGAAAAGCUUUACCAAUUACUCCUCCUGAAUUGGCUGAAAGAUUAAGAGAUUCUUCAUCACGUAACUCAAAAAUUGAUGAUGAAUGCUCUCAAUAUUUUGAUGAUUAUAAUAAAUCUUUUAAAUCAUCUAAUCCUAUUCUCAUCGAUGUACGUAAUUUAUGUUUGUAUCAAGAUCAACAUAUUCGUGAUUCUUUCAAUGUAAAUCUUCCUACCCUUCUUAUUAAACGUUAUCGUCGUGGAAAUAUGAACAACUUUUCUUUGGUUUCUUUCAUAACAACUCCUGAAGGUCGUGAUAAAUAUAUUGAUAAAGUUCAAGAUGAUACUUCUAAUUUUAAUAAUGAUGUAAUAAUCUUUGAUGGGACAAUGGAUGAAAAUGAUAAAGUUAGUCCUGGUUGGACUUUAUUAGGUGUUUUGGAACGCGCUAUGUUAAAUCAUCAUUAUAAUUCUUCUUCUGAGAACAUUGAUCAAAAUAAUGAUACUCCUAAAGGACGCGUUUAUUGGCUUAGAGGUGGUUUUGAAGCUUUUCGAGCCUGGGAUCAACAAGGUGAAUUCUUAGUCACGAGACCUGACGUUGAUGCUUUUUCGGAUAAUGAUAAUCCUUCUUUAAUGGAUCUCGAAGGUCAAGAUCAACCAAAAAGUGGUGCUGGAUUAGUUCGUAGAGAUUCUUUGUUUUCU